AAACAGUUAAAAAAGCGACGCAAAGCAGAGGUUUUGUACUACUGCGCUCCCCUCCCCCUUCCCCUGCGCCAUUGCCAGUUGCCAUUUGCCACCCUCGCUCGAUUAAAUCUCCCCCCACGCUCUUCCCAUUGCCACCGCCGCUCCGCUCCAAGAAGCGCAGUUCACUGCCCUGCCUCACUCGCUUCCCCCAAAGUCAGACAACUGAGCCGCCGCACGCAAAGAAAGAGAGGCUGCCGGAGUGGAGAGGUGCGUGGCCCCAAUGAAGGCCAUGGCGCCGCCCCUUGUCGCCGGCGUCCUCCUGCUGCUCACCGCCAUCGUGGCAUUCUCCCUCGCGGCCUCCUCGGUCAAUGCCGCCGUCUCCUACGACCACCGCUCCCUCGUCAUCAACGGCCGGCGCCGCAUCCUCAUCUCCGGCUCCAUCCACUACCCGAGAAGCACACCAGAGAUGUGGCCGGGGCUCAUCCAGAAGGCCAAGGACGGCGGCCUCGACGUCAUCCAGACCUACGUCUUCUGGAACGGCCACGAGCCGGUGAAGGGCCAGUACUACUUCAGCGACCGAUACGACCUGGUCCGGUUCGUGAAGCUGGCGAAGCAGGCCGGCCUCUACGUCCACCUUCGCAUCGGCCCCUACGUCUGCGCCGAGUGGAACUUUGGUGGCUUUCCUGUUUGGCUCAAGUAUGUGCCCGGCAUCAGCUUCAGGACAGACAAUGGCCCGUUCAAGGCCGAGAUGCAGAGGUUCGUUGAGAAGAUUGUGUCCAUGAUGAAAUCUGAGAGGCUGUUCGAAUGGCAAGGUGGUCCGAUCAUCAUGUCUCAGGUGGAGAACGAGUUUGGGCCGAUGGAGUCCGUCGGGGGCAGCGGCGCCAAGCCGUAUGCGAACUGGGCCGCCAAGAUGGCCGUCGCGACCAACACCGGCGUGCCGUGGGUGAUGUGCAAGCAAGAAGACGCCCCAGACCCCGUGAUUAACACUUGCAAUGGCUUUUAUUGUGAUUACUUCACCCCAAACAAGAAGAACAAGCCGGCCAUGUGGACCGAGGCCUGGACCGGGUGGUUUACGUCGUUCGGAGGGGCGGUCCCUCACCGGCCGGUGGAGGACAUGGCCUUUGCGGUGGCCAGGUUCAUACAGAAGGGUGGCUCCUUCGUCAACUACUACAUGUACCACGGAGGAACCAACUUUGGACGUACCGCCGGCGGUCCCUUCAUCGCAACCAGCUACGAUUACGACGCCCCGAUCGACGAAUUUGGUUUGCUUAGGCAACCGAAAUGGGGUCACUUGAGGGACCUGCACAAGGCCAUCAAGCAGGCUGAGCCUAUACUGGUUUCUGGUGAUCCGACUAUCCAGUCGCUAGGGAACUACGAGAAGGCAUACGUCUUCAAGUCGAAGAAUGGAGCUUGCGCCGCCGCGUUCCUGUCAAACUACCACAUGAAUGCUGCAGUGAAAGUCAGGUUCAAUGGGAGGCACUACGACCUCCCUGCUUGGUCCAUCAGCAUUCUGCCGGACUGCAAAACGGCGGUUUUCAACACCGCGACGGUAAAGGAGCCAACACUACUGCCAAAAAUGCAUCCGGUGGUGCGGUUUGCUUGGCAGUCUUAUAGCGAGGACACAAACUCACUCGACGGCAACGCCUUCACUAAGAAUGGCCUGGUUGAGCAGCUGAGCAUGACAUGGGACAAGUCAGACUACCUGUGGUACACCACAUAUGUCAGCAUUGGUGCCAACGAGCUCUCGAAGAAUGGCCAGUGGCCUCAGCUCACCAUCUACUCCGCUGGGCACUCGAUGCAGGUCUUCGUCAAUGGAAAAUCAUAUGGUUCUGUUUACGGCGGUUACAACAACCCCAAGCUGACGUAUGAUGGGCAUGUGAAGAUGUGGCAAGGGAGCAACAAGAUCUCCAUCCUGAGUUCAGCAGUUGGCCUUCCUAAUGACGGGAACCAUUUCGAGAGGUGGAACGUCGGCGUCCUUGGACCGGUGACCGUCUCCGGGCUAAGUUCGGGGAAGAGAGACCUGAGCCAUCAGAAAUGGACAUAUCAGGUGGGCCUGAAAGGCGAGUCGUUGGGGCUCCACACCGUCACCGGAAGCUCCUCCGUGGAGUGGGGCGGUCCUGGUAACAAGCAGCCACUGACCUGGCACAAGGCCUUGUUCACCGUGCCGGCGGGGAGCGACCCGGUGGCGCUGGACAUGGGGAGCAUGGGGAAGGGGCAGAUGUGGGUGAACGGCCACCACGUCGGGCGGUACUGGUCGUACAAGGCCCCCGCCGGCGGCUGCGGCCGGUGCAGCUACGCCGGGACGUACCGCCAGGACAAGUGCCGCUCCAACUGCGGCGAGCUCUCCCAGAGAUGGUACCACGUGCCGCGGUCGUGGCUGAAGCCGGGCGGCAACCUGCUGGUGGUGCUGGAGGAGUACGCCGGCGACCUCGCCGGCGUCGCCAUGGCCACGAGAACGACGACAUGAGCUCAGAAAGAUACUAGUGCUACCACCCUGCUGAUUGGUUCGUUUCAUUUCUUGAUGAUACUACAUACGUAACGUAGUCACGAGGGACGUGUCACGUGCGGAUAACAUAUUGUUCACGAGGGAAACAAAUAGUGCCAAGCUAGAGAUUUUAGUAGAGGGCCCAGGCCAAGGAGACGGAUGGUAUUGACUGCGCAGAGUGGAGGAGGUGGUGGUUGGCUGGCUGGCUGGCUGGUUUCGUCUCAGCCAUCAGUGCGGCUGCAGCUGCAGCUGCAUCGGCCCGCACAUGUGCGGUGCGCUUGCAAUCAAUCAGCCAGCUCGAAGUUUUCUUCUUCACGUGACUCAGGGAUACCCUGUAGUACGUAGAGUAUAGUGCAUGAGGUAUUCAAUUGUUUGUCACCGCUCGUGACAACCUUUUUGUACUACACAACUUGUGCAUUUGCAACAUAUGAGCUGCAGGUGUGGCCAACAUUUGUGGAUGGCCGUGCGUGUAGCUUGGUUUCCCCAAGGAUAAUAAUAAGUAAACAACCCAACAUUUGUCCAUGUCCAUUUUGGAGUAAUUUAAGUUUCAGCUCAGCCUA
Messenger RNA from Aegilops tauschii subsp. strangulata, 3024 nucleotides. Its product is annotated as beta-galactosidase 4. Gene Ontology annotation, molecular function: hydrolase activity, hydrolyzing O-glycosyl compounds. Gene Ontology annotation, biological process: carbohydrate metabolic process. The record is from RefSeq and is a predicted model, not a curated record. NCBI's taxonomy places the organism in Eukaryota, Viridiplantae, Streptophyta, Magnoliopsida, Poales, Poaceae.